AAUAUUAAACAAUAACAACCCUCAAAGUUUCCAUAUUAAACCUUGACCCGUCUUCCCCUCUUUCUUCUUCUUCUCUCCUCCACGCGGCCAUUCCGGCCAUUCCACCCCGAGGCUUGGCUCUCUCUUCCCCUCUCCUCCCCUUCUCGUCCCGUUGCCUAACGAUUCUAAAACCCUAAUCCUUCUUCCCUCCUCCUCCUCCGUCUGUACCAGAAACUAGGGUUUCUACCUCGAUUGUUCCCCUUUUCCCCAAAUCUAGGGGAUUUCUGCCAUCGGUUCGAUUAUAGCAUGGCGGAGCGAGCAGAUUGAGGUUCGCUGAAGGGUAGAGAGGACUGAAAGGGGCGGAAGAUAUGUACAGGGAUCGAGGAGCGAGCGGGUCGAAGCCGGAGAUUGGGACCCUCGAUCGGAAGCGGAUCAAUGACGCCCUAGAUAAGCACCUGGAGAAAUCGUCGCCGUCGACUUCCAGGGGGCUGAAUGGGAGGGAGAAGGAGAGACUCUCCGUGCCGUCCACCUCUGUCGGAAAGCAGCUGGACCACCACAGGAACCAACGCUCUGCCCCUCUUUCCAAUGAAUCUGAAACAGAAAGUGAAGAAUCAGACGUUAGUGGUUCUGAUGGUGAGGACACAUCUUGGAUUUCAUGGUUCUGUAACCUAAGAGGGAAUGAAUUCUUUUGCGAAGUUGAUGACGAGUACAUACAAGAUGACUUCAAUCUUUGCGGGCUAAGCGGCCAGGUUCCUUACUAUGACUAUGCCCUCGAUCUGAUUUUGGAUGUCGAAUCCUCUCACGGGGAUAUGUUUACUGAGGAACAAAAUGAGUUGGUCGAAUCAGCAGCGGAGAUGUUAUAUGGUCUGAUUCAUGUAAGAUACAUACUGACCAGCAAAGGAAUGGCUGCAAUGUUAGAGAAGUACAAGAAUUAUGGUUUUGGAAGAUGCCCAAGAGUUUAUUGCUGUGGUCAGCCCUGCCUUCCAGUUGGGCAAUCAGACAUUCCUCGAUCUAGUACUGUUAAGAUCUACUGUCCAAAGUGUGAAGACAUAUACUACCCUAGAUCUAAGUACCAAGGCAAUGUUGAUGGAGCUUACUUUGGCACCACCUUCCCUCACCUGUUCCUGAUGACAUAUGCACACCUGAAGCCGCAAAAGCCAUCACAGCGUUAUGUUCCAAGAGUAUUUGGCUUUAAAAUUCACAAACCAUGAUGUUGGAGGUGGAAUAUUUAUAAUGAAACAGCUCAUAAGCUUCAUCAUUCUACUUUUAUUAGAGGAGAUACUCUGCGCAACCCUGCAAGGUGAUUAGAGUGCAAGAUCAAACUAAUUACCAGUUUUAUAUAUUGAAGAAACAUCUGAAACUAAUGAAGCUAUUGCUUUAUUUGAUAUUAGCUGUAACUAAAGUGCCUUCUUAAAUUUUCACGGUUUGAGAAUUAUUUUCAUGCCUCAUUUUUGUAACUGCCCGUAUUGCCCUUAAUUGAUUGGAUGCAUGUUUGCAUACGUAA
Messenger RNA from Phoenix dactylifera (date palm), 1483 nucleotides. Its product is annotated as casein kinase II subunit beta-1-like. Gene Ontology annotation, molecular function: protein kinase regulator activity. The record is from RefSeq and is a predicted model, not a curated record. Gene Ontology annotation, cellular component: protein kinase CK2 complex; cytoplasm. Lineage: Eukaryota; Viridiplantae; Streptophyta; Magnoliopsida; Arecales; Arecaceae.